Odocoileus virginianus texanus is the source of this 5787-nucleotide messenger RNA. NCBI's taxonomy places the organism in Eukaryota, Metazoa, Chordata, Mammalia, Artiodactyla, Cervidae. The record is from RefSeq and is a predicted model, not a curated record.
AUGGUGAAGUGUAGUGUGAACAAAGCUUGGAAAGUGGAUCAGGACAAAUCAGUCAAGAUGUCCACGAUUUCAAAGCACUUUGGACUGAAAUACAAAGAAGAAUCGUACAUCUUUAAAGAGCUGGAGAAGGUUCGCAAGGAGACCAAAAAGGAAUUUCUCCGAAUCAAGGAGAAGUUGGCCGCCAAGCCAGCUGUGGGUGAAGUCCCCGUCUUUGGCCUCAGGGUCCCCAGCCCGGCCCUGCAUGGGGCGAAGGGGAGCGCUUCCCGCGUCGGAUCCCCAAAACCAUCAGGCUCCCCUCGGGUUAAAGGUCGUGUGCCCCCAACUGCGACCCUCCCGCAGCCGUUGCCCCAAGGUGCCCCCCGGCCCCCAGGCAGGAGGGAGGUGGUCGCUCCCGGGAAGAGCCGGCCGUUCCGACCCCAGGACUUCUACUUGCGGAGCCCCGCGUUCCUCCGGCACGGGCCCCAGAGGCCGCCGGUCAUCGCGCCCAGGGCCGGCACGUCCAGACCCGUGGUCCUGUUGCCGCCGCGUGUGCCCGUGGUGAAGGCCCGGGCGCACCGGGGCUCCAGCAGCCCCCCGCCGGCGGACUCCAAGCCCGUGCUCGAUCCGGCCCGGGGGCGCGUGCCGAGCCUGGAGCCGGCUCAGCUCGCCGAGGUCGGCCAGGCCAGAGAGAGGCUGCUCGACUCCCUUUUCAGCGACGAGGGAGACGUGGAGGCGGCCGGCCGGCGGGGGAGAGUGAGGAUUAACGCCCGCUUCCUGCCCGAGGACUCGGAUGGCGAGUCUCGGGAAGCCCCUGGGUCCGCUUCCAAAACCGACCACGAGAGCGACUCCCGGGAGGCCGCCCCGCAGGCCCCGCAGCCAGUGCGUGCGAUCCCCAAGUCCAUCGAGGAGAUCAUCGCCUCGCUGCAGUCCGAGGCCCAGCUGGCCUCCGACCAGACCAUCAAAGAGCUCAUCCAGAGCGUCCUUGGGCAGAACUACGACAUUAAAAUGGAAGAUAUUUCUUUGAUGGGAAAAGUGUACUGGCAGAAAGCACCUCAAAUGCAAGCAGAGCAAGGCUCACAGAUAAGUAUGAAGGAAACUCAAACGAAUGUGCUUGAGAAGCUUCCUGAAACUGUAUCAAGUACUUUCCAGAUUGAACAAGAGGAUGUAUUGGAAUGGGGAACCUCAGAUGCAGAAAGCUCAUUAUUUAAACCUCAGGAAGCUUCGGAAGGUCAGUCAGCAAGUGAAUCAAGUAAACCUUUGGAAGGCUCACAGCCCAUAGGUGAUUCAAAAAUGACCAAGCGGACACCUUUAAAGGUGAAAUCAUCAGAAUUGUUGCAAAUCAAAGGAAAAGAAGUUAAGCGAAGGCGAAAAAGUAAAUUUGGAGUUAUACCACAGAGACCAAAAAAGAUUUCAAAACCCAUGUGUGAUCAAAAACUACCUAAAAAAAAAAUUCCAGAAGACUACUGCACUAGGACCCUUCACAGCCUGUGCACCACCAUCCCAGCCAAAGAGUUGCCCAUUGACUUGCGCGUGGCCUCUCGAGUGUAUCAUACAGCCGACAGGAAAGGCCACAAUAGUGUGCUUGGAGUAUUCGGAACCUCUCUGUUAGAUGAUCGCUAUACAGACGAAGAGCAAAGAGAUAGAAUACUGCACGGAGCUCCUGUUAAGGAUGUCAGUCAAGAAUAUGUUGCUGUUGUUCCAACAAGACCAGGGAUGCUACCUGAACGGAUACCAGGAACUGGCCAGAGUGCUCACAAACCACAGUUACAACUCUUUGGAGAGGAAGUGUCUGCUUAUCCAGGAGUUACAAAGUUGUUUUGGAAUCUAACUUCACCCAAAUUCUCUGUUCCAGUAUCUGUCAUGAAGGAAACUGUAUAUCCAAAAUAUGAGAGUGCACAAACAAGCAGAAUUUUAAUUGAGAAAUUUGUGUCUGAAAGCAAGGAAAGUAUCAUUACUUUAAAUCAGCAUAGGAAAAGUUCCAGGCUUUUUUUCCUGAGAAAAGCUGCAUCAUUUGAAAAUGUCCAAAAACAUUUCAGCACACAGUCUCCUCAAUUAAAGAGAGUAAAAUCUGCAGUUGAGUUGAUUAAGGAGGAGACCACAGUUCUAUCAGGGAUUCAGGAUGACAUGCAAAGCAAUAUAAAAGAGGUGACGCUUCAAAAAGCAAAGGAGUUGGAGCGUUGGAUGACUGAGCAAAACGAAACUAAGGAAUCUGUCUCUGAGAAAGAAAAUAUAGAUUCUAUCUUAGACUACAUGCAUGGCAGAUAUGGUUCAAGAGACCUGUCUUACACUCUCAUUGAAGCAUCUCGACAAGCUGGCAUUACUUACAUUGUUUAUCCCAAGAAAAAGAAGAUGAGACGGAGGAGAGGACUGAGGCUCAGUAAACUUACACUUGUGUAUGAUGAGUUAUCCAAGCCUCCAAAAAUUCUUAAAAGAUCAGUGUCCCACGGAAUCCUUCCUGGACAGAAGAAAUAUUUGCUCAGAGUUCCACUAUAUGAACGUGUACUUCGGUGUCCCAGUGUACCUUUGGGUUUAAAUUCUGACAAAUGUGCCCAAAUUAAGAGAAUUCUAGAACAUAGUGAUCCUCAAACAUGGUCUCCUGAGAUGAUCUCUCAGCCUAAGCAAAAGAAGACAACCCCGAGAGUUAAAAUAUCUGUUGACAAAGACUCAUCUGAAAGAGUGAAACAAUCACCAAAGCUAGAAUUGAGUGAUUCUUUGACCUGUGGUCUUCCUCCAGCAGUCAUUAAACAUUAUGAGUCUGAAGUGGAGAUCUUGACUGAAGAAAUAAAUAGUAAGAAGAAAUAUCCUGCAUUUUUAUAUUGUAGGCGUGGAGCUCUUAAUAGGAAACUGGGAAAGUUACAGAGUGCCAUGAAUGAUCUACAGGAAGCUAUAUUCUUGGAGCCAUUGUUCCUCAAUGCCUAUUGGCACCGACAUUUCAUUUAUCUUUUCCAAGACAAAAUUAAUGAAGCUUUGGAUGACUUGAAUUUUAUAAAUAAAUACAAUAAAAAUAAUGCAGACGCAUAUUUUUCAAGAGCAGAAAUUUUCAGAGAAAAAAAUGAAAUUACUUUGGCAAUUCUAAAUUAUACUCAGGCAAUCAAGUGCAGGCCCAUGGAUGCCGAUAUGUACUUCAGGAGGGGUGAGAUGUAUGAAAUAGAAAACAAAAUGCUGGCCAUUGAUGACUUUUCUAAAUGUAUCUUUUAUGAUCCCAAAAGAACAGAUGCAUUAUUUAAACGUGGAAUAUUCUACUAUGAAAAUGAAAACUGGAUUGCAGCUGAACAAGAUUUUACAGCCUUGUUAAAUAUAGAUCCCCAAAAUUCUCAAGCAAGGAUGUACCGAGGGAGAACAUAUUUUCAACGGCACUUUUAUAAGCAAGCAGUUCAAGAUCUUUCUAUUGCAGUUCACUUAGAGCCUAAUAACUGGUUAGCAUUGUAUUAUAGGGCCUGCUUAUUUAGGAAGAGUAACCCUCUUAGAGCGCUACAGGAUUAUAGUGUUUCAGCUCUCAUAAAUGAUGGCUACGAGAAUCUUAGUUGUUUCCUGCAUCGGGGCAUACUCUAUGCAGAUCUAAAACUUUGGUGGCUAGCAAUUUGUGACUUUGAAGCCGUUAUUUGUCUAGAAAGAACCAUUACUUUGGCUUAUAUAAAUAUUGGCCUCAUAUAUCUGCUACAUCUGGAUAACUACAUUGAAGCCACUUCAUAUUUUUCUGAGGCUAUUAGACAUGACCCUUCGUAUAUUCAAAGCUAUAUUUGUCGAGCAGAAGCCUAUAGUAAGUUGCACAAACUUAAAAAGGCGGUAAGAGAGCUAUCUUAUGCGAUCCACCUUCAGCCAGAUGGAAUCCAGUUAUAUAUAAUAAGAGGACAGUAUCUUCUUAGGAUGAGAUGCUAUGAUCUUGCAAAGUUCACUAUUUAUCAAGUAGCAGAAAUGAACAAAGGUCUCAUUGAGUUGAGUCCUAUACAGCAAGCACUCAUUUAUUCAUUUUGCGAGAACCAUGACAAGGCCAUCCAGGUCUUGGAUGGGACCAUGUUAAAUAAGCCUGAUGUCCCCAUGUAUAUUCUGUUAGCAAAAGCUCAAAUGAAGGCCAAGAGAAACAAGGAAGCCAUGAGAAUGUUUAAAGAGGCGUUGGAUCUCAUUUCUCAUUCUGAUAAAGGACUGAAUCCCUUAGCUUCUGCAGACUGUCUGUAUCACUUGGGUCUUUGUUACAUGGAGGAAGGCAGCUUACAACUGGCUUUUGAUUCCUUUACAAAAGCUGUGAAAGCAAAUCCUGAUUUUCCAGAAGUUUUUUAUCACCGUGGGCUUUGUAAAGUCAAACUCCACAAGAGUGGCUCGAUCCUGGAUUUCAAUCGUGCAAUUACCCUUGAUCCAAAACAUUACCAGGCAUAUUUAAGUCGAGUAGCCUACUAUGGUUUGAAAGGCAGAUACUCCAAAGCAAUCUUGAGUUGUAAUGAGGCCAUCAAAAUUUACCCUCAGAGUGUGCGUGCCUAUGUCUACAGAGGAGUUCUGAAAUACUACAGCCGGACUUAUAAACUAGCGAUUACAGAUUUAACUACAGCUAUCAACAUGGAUAAAAACAGUUAUAUAGCAUUUUAUAACAGAGCAUUAUGUUACACCAAGAUAAAUGAACUUCAAAUGGCAUUAACAGAUUAUGGAAUUGUGCUUCUUCUUAAUGCUGGAGAAACUGUGACAUUGAAUACCUUCAUUAAUCGUGGACUCAUCUAUGCAGAAUUAGAACAGUUCAGUUUCGCUUUAGAGGAUUUUAAACAAGCGGCACUGAUAAGCAAGACUAAUGUGAACCUAUGUCAAGCUACUGCCAUAUGCUAUCACAGGAAUAAAGAGUUUGAAGAAGCUGUCAACUUCUUCACCUGGGCUGUUAAGAUUGAUCCCCGUUUUCUGGAUGCUUACAUUGGACGGGGAAAUUCUUACAUGGAAUAUGGACAUGAUGAGGCCACCAAGCAAGCACAGAAGGACUUUCUGAAAGCACUGCAUUUUAAUCCAGUCUAUACAAAAGCCAGAAUUUGUUUAGGCUAUAAUUUGCAGGCCCAAGGAAAAUUCCAGAAAGCUUGGAACCACUUUACCAUUGCUAUGGAAAUUGAUCCAAAGAGCUACCUAGCCUAUGAAGGAAGAGCUGUGGUCUGUCUUCAGAUGGGUGAUAAUUUUGCUGCAUUUCAGGAUAUAAAUGCUGCCAUAAAGAUCAAUGCUACAGCAGAAUUCUUAACAAAUCGUGGUGUGAUUCAUGAGUUUAUGGGUCAAAAACAGAACGCAAUGAGAGACUAUCAAGAAGCAAUUUCUUUAAACCCCACCUACUCGCUGGCUUACUUUAAUGCAGGAAAUAUCUACUUUCAUCACAGGCAAUUUUCUCAGGCUAGUGACUACUUCUCAAAGGCUUUAAAGUUUGAUCCAGAAAAUGAGUGUGCUGCCAUGAAUCGAGCUAUUGCAAAUACAGUAUUAAAGAGAUAUGAAGAAGCAAAAGAAGAUUUUGCAUAUGUAGUUGAAAGCUGUCCAUCAUGGGCUGCGGUAUAUUUUAACAGAGCAUACUUCUACUGUUGUUUAAAGCAAUAUGAACUGGCUGAAGAAGAUUUAAGUAAAGCAUUGUCUUUGAAACCUAAUGAUGCUCUAAUAUAUAAUCUUAGAGCAGAAGUUCGUGGUAAGAUAGGUCUGAUUGAAGAAGCUAUGGCUGACUAUAACAAAGCACUUGAUCUUCAAGAACAUGCCUCGGUGGUAUGAGUACAUAGACCAUGGAUUCUGUAGCAAUUUACAGUUGUUCUUCCAGAAAUUGAAACCUGUUUGUUGCUUUUAAAAAAGUUUUCACUAUCUUCA